Epinephelus moara (kelp grouper) is the source of this 7227-nucleotide messenger RNA. RefSeq names its product protein MTSS 1-like. Bases 1485 to 3893 code for a protein of 802 amino acids. The record is from RefSeq and is a predicted model, not a curated record. Gene Ontology annotation, biological process: plasma membrane organization; positive regulation of actin filament bundle assembly; adherens junction maintenance. Gene Ontology annotation, molecular function: phospholipid binding; actin binding. Gene Ontology annotation, cellular component: actin cytoskeleton; cytoplasmic side of plasma membrane. The transcript is spliced from 16 exons. NCBI's taxonomy places the organism in Eukaryota, Metazoa, Chordata, Actinopteri, Perciformes, Serranidae.
AGACCAGCUACCCUAUUUGGGAGGACUUUAUCAACAAGGCUGGCAAACUGCAGUCGCAGCUCAGGGCGACGGUGGUCGCUGUGGCUGCUUUCCUGGAUGCCUUUCAGAAAGUGGCUGACCUGGCUACCAACUCACGAGCAAGGACUGUGCUGACAGCAGAAUGGCUUGCUCUGUUGGUGGGGAUUCACACUUCACAUCAGAUCAUCACAAUCAAACUGUCUGUAACACACACACACACACACACACACACACACGAAACCACGCAACUGAGAGUAUCACUGGGCUUCUCAUGCACUCAACAGAAUGUCGCAAGCACCCCACACAGUUUCAUGCAAGAUCUCUCUGCCCCCAUCUUCGCUCUCUCUCUCAUGCACGCACACACUCACAGUGGUGCCUCAACCCCACAGAGAAACCCACCAGUCAUACUGAGCAGCCAGACAAUAGUUCUGUCAAUCAACGUCAGGGCCCUGCUUAGCUGUCGAGCCUGAGGCCUUCCAGUGGACAGCUAGUUAGCCUGUGUGAAGGAAACUGAAAUUAGCCUCUAGCACAUUUACAAGGCUCCAGCUCCAACUUCCCUUCACUGCUCUUGACCUGAAUAUGUGUGCAGUUCGUAACUAUGUUUCACACUGAUUCCCACAGUGGGGCAGAGAGUGGGGCAGUGAGUGCAUGUUACAGAUGUUUUAUUUAUGAAGUCCUGAAACUUUUUUUUUCCUGCAGUCAGUAGACUCUCAGUGUAGUGGGAAAUCAAUUAAACAUUAUCAAGCAUUAUACCUGAACAGCACCACUGUAUACUGAUUUUUUUUUUUUUACUAAACACCACAAUAUCAGUAUUGUGACAAUAUUGUUGGGUUGACUGUUGGUGUGUACAGAAAAUGACACCAUUUUAGUGUAAUGCAGCCUUUAAAAUCAGGAAAAGAUAACACUAAUGACAUAAUGAUAAACAAAGCCUGCUUUACAUUCAGGUUUUAGAUGUACAGCAACCUUCAAGGGGUGCAAUGAAUUGUAGUUGCAUCUUUUCACAUACAAAUAAAUAAAUGAGAAAUUAAGAUACCUAUUUUAUAGCAGGCUGAGUAGCUGAAGCGGAUAUGAUACAUUUCUUUAUUUAUAAUCAAUGAAAAUUAUUGUCACUUAGUAUAGUUAGUUGAAAUAUGUUUGUUACAUUCUGAAUCACAGUGUGAAUUUGCCCUUUAGCCUUUAUCCCUGGCUUUUCUAGCCCCCAUCUUAUUGUCAAGUGUUUGAGCACUCUUUUAUCAUUCAAAGAAUAUUUUCCUCUGUAUAGUUUGACCCCCACUAAUAUUUUCUCUAUAUCCCAUCUUUCUCCAAUGAGUUGUAGUGAUACUGAUUAAUAUCUGAUGUUUGGUUGUGUUGAUGAGUGGAUGAUUGUAGCAAUUUCCACAUUAAAGCUCAUGUAUAUGUAAUUAUUUUUUUUGUCUUUUUUAUGUCUUUCAGGUGGGACCAAAGACAUUGGAUCAGCGUUGACCAGGAUGUGUAUGCGACAUCGCAGCAUAGAAGCUAAACUAAAACAGUUCUCCAUGGGCUUCCUGGAGGGUCUGAUCAACCCUUUACAAGAACAGAUGGAGGAGUGGAAAAGAGGAGUCAACACGUUGGACAAGGACCAUGCUAAAGAGUAUAAAAGAGCCCGGCAAGAAAUAAAGAAGAAGUCCUCGGACACAUUGAAACUUCAGAAGAAAGCAAAGAAAGCUGAUAAUCUAGGUCGUGGUGAUAUCCAACCCCAGUUGGACAGCGCCAUGCAGGAUGUCAGCGAUAAAUACAUUCUGCUGGAAGAGACAGAGAAGCAGGCCCUGAGGAAGGCUCUCAUAGAGGACAGGCAGAGGUUCUGCUGCUUCGUAGCCAUGCUGCGGCCUGUAGUGGAUGAGGAGAUUUCCAUGUUGGGAGAGGUCACCCAUCUCCAGGCAAUCUCUGAUGACCUCAAAGCCCUGACCUCUGACCCACACAAGCUUCCCCCUGCUAGUGAACAGGUGAUCCUGGACCUGAAGAGCUCAGAUUACGGUUGGUCAUAUCAAACGCCACCCUCAUCCCCCAGCACCACUAUGUCCAGGAAGUCUAGCAUGUGCAGUAGUCUGAACAGCGUUAACAGUAGUGACUCCAGGGGAUCCAGUGGCUCUCACUCUCAUUCUCCUUCCUCCUCUUCUUCCUCCUCUUCCUCACACCACCUCUUCCACCACCAUCACCCCCGCCAUCGGUACCGUAGCUCCACGCUACCCCAGCAGGCCCCAGCCCGGCUCUCUAGCAUCUCCUCCCACGACUCGGGCUUCAUCUCUUCAUCACACGACCAAUACACAUCGUCCAAAUCAUCCUCGCCCAUGCCAGCUGAAACAAAGCCUUGUCCCAGUUCCAGGUCCUCUGAGGUAUCAGAGACUGGGCAGCUCCACAGUGACUGCAGCUCCCCCUCUCCUCUCGCUGCUGCUAGUGCGCCUCAGCACACUACUGACAAGUUGUCCAAUGGUUUUGACCACUACAGCCCGGUCAGUUCCCCCUACAUGCAUAGCAACGGGGGAAGUUUGGGCUCAGGGUCAGGCACUGCCUUCCCCUUCUUCCCGACUUCCCCCUCAUCCCACACCACCUCCUCCUGCCCCACUCGCUCAUGGUCACGUCCUGCCUCAGCCUUGCUGCCAGACCAAACUCAUCCCUGCAUGUUGGGCUCCCCAAUGGUGCCUUCAUCACGAGUCCCCAGCUGGAAGGACUGGGCUAAGCCAGGCCCUUAUGACCAGCCCAUGGUCAACACACUAAGGAGGAAGAAAGACAAGGAGAUGCCAGCUGUUGUGGACAGUAAUGGUAGUGUGAGUAAUGACAGCAGCCCGUCGUCAGGCCCUGCCUCCAUCUCGACCUCAGCACCCGCUCCGGCUGCACUACAAACAUCAGCAUCAGUAGAGGAGAAGAACAGAGCUGUGGCUGCACCUCUCAAGGCUGGUGAUAUUGAGGCCCAUGAGGAACUGGCUCUGGCUCUAUCCAGAGGUCUGGAGCUGGACACCCAGAGGUCCAGUCGAGACUCUAUUCAGUGUUCCAGCGGCUACAGCACGCAGACCAACACACCCUGCUGCUCUGAAGACACAAUACCAUCACAAGUGUCAGACUAUGACUAUUUCUCAAUGGCCGGAGAUCAGGAGCCUGAGCAGCAGCACUCGGACUUUGACAAGUCGUCCACCAUCCCCAGAAACAGCGACAUCAGUCAGUCCUACCGACUCAUGUUCCAGAGCAAACGGCCAGCCUCCACAGCCGGCCUGCCCAGCACACAGACUCCUUACCACGGACAGGGGGCCUACCCUCCAGGGCCCUAUCCCCCCACACCUGUCCACACUGGGGCUUAUCCUCCUACUCCUACAGGCUCGUGCUCAGGUCAGGGAUUUUACUCUGGAUCCAGCUCCCAUAAUCCAUCUGGCUCUUAUUCUACAAGCCACGGUCCAGUUAUCGUCACCCCUGGGGUUGCCACAAUCCGACGCACCCCCUCUUCAAAACCGUCCGCCCGGCGGUCAGGCUCAGUUGUGGGCACCGGCCCCAUCCCGAUUCGUACGCCUAUGAUCCCAGUAAAAAUCCCCACGGUGCCUGAUAUGUCCGCAGCAGUUAACGGGAGCAGGAGUGCAGAGGAGAUGGGAGGAGGAAGAGGAGAGGAGAGCCCAGACUCUCCAACAUUUGCAGGAGGGGAGGAUACUGGCACGCUGCCUGUGAUGUCCUGGAGCGGUCAGGCUACGACCAAUCCUCCCACUGUUCCCCUGCCCAACCAGCAGCAGCAGUACCCUCACAGCGAGACAGGGCAGGAAGGAGGAGGAGACGAGGGAGAAGAGUUAGAGGGCAACAUGCUGGUGGCUAUCCGCAAGGGAGUCAAGCUCAAGAGAACCCUCACCAACGACCGCUCCGCACCACGCAUAGCAUGAUGACAUGAGCUCACGUCACAGAAGUGAGGCUUUCCCUUCAUUGUGUUUGUAAAUGAGGUUAAAGGCUUUAGAAAAAUUGAUGCUAGAAAGGCGGUGUACAGAAUCAAAAGGCCUCUUACGCUAGUCUGAGAAAUGUAUCCUGUUCUACAUGUAGCGUUUCUCAUUCUGUAAAUCUUCCCCUGUGAGAAUCCCUCACUGCAGAAGCCAUUUAUAAUGAUCCAGUACAGAAAUAUAUAGAUAUGUGUUGAUCAGGUUGACAUUUUCUGAUUUGGCUCAUGAUGCGUCAGAAAUUCUGUGAAGCCAGGUAUGGUGAAAUAUUGGUGUGGACCUAAAGCAGAUGACAGGCCCACUUAAGUUAAGUAAUUAUACGAGCCUUUACGAGUACAAGGACAAGACCUAGUUUCUUAUACAGGUCCUCGAAAAGCACUAAAAUGUUUUGCAAAUCCAAGCCCAAUGACAACGUAAAACACAAGGAUGUUUUUUGCAUUACACCACAAUAUGUUCAUUUCUAUAAGAGGACAGUUAAGACGUAUUUUACACACAUGUAUCCAGUAUUCUUCCUGAAGCCGAGGGUUGGACAAGGACGAUGUGUCUGCCUCCUCUCAGUGUAAAAAGACGCUGUGUAAUAUGUGUGAACUCUCAUCACUUAGAGCAUCGUUGGACAAAUAAGCGCUCUAACUGUCUAGUGAUUUGGCAGAAGGAGCGCAAUAACCAAUGCAAGUACUUCACAGCAUCAAGAGAGCAAUAUUCAGACGCACCAGAAAGCAAUGGCUCCAGUGGUCGGAUUCUGAUUGCACCAUUUGGCAUCUCCUGCUUUGUGUUGACUGCUUACUUGGAGGGACGCCCUGAUGGCUGCAGAAAGGUGCUGCGUUGUCAAAACUAAAUACAGUUUGUCCACAACAGAGGCAGAGGUGUGACCAACAGAGAGAGCUCCUCAAAAAGCAAAUGAGUUUGGGAGACUACAGUGUGACUAAAGCGUCACAUGGUUGAUGCCGUGACAUUAAGAGACACUACAAGUUACGUCCUGUUUUAGUUGUUUUAGCAUUUACAUGAUUUGUAAAUAAUUUUGCACGUCUCAGUCGGUGCUUCUCGCUCCCCGUUUUUCUUUCUGCUCCUCCACGGUGCCACAGUCGUUAAGUUUCACAUCUUUGAACAGGAUGUUUAUUAAUUUCACGUAAUGAUCGUCGAAGCCCAUUACCUUUGGAUGUGAAUUGGUUUUAUUUUUCAACAUUUCUCCCCAGUAUGAAUCUCAUUUAAUCUGCAAUAUCUACAUGCUGAGCUUUGUAGAACUCCUCAGUGGUUUAUGUUUAUAUAUAUUAGCCCUUAUAUAUAUAUAUUAGCCCCUUCUUUUUUGUAGCAUUUAUUAGCCAUACUUCAACCUGCUGCUCAUAACAUUACUAAUAAAUGUCAAAGUACAGAUGUGCCAUGUCAGAAACUCAACAUUAAUUCAAAUUUAUAUGUGUUAUUAAACAUUUUAUAGACGUUAAUGAGGACACAUAUUUUUGAUGUUUUAAAGUUAGAAAGCUGUAACGCCAUAUUGGUUUUGUUAUUCUGUCUGGUUGCUGUUAUAUUGAACUCUUUUGUCUUCUUUGAAACGCAUGUAGCGUGCAUGCUUGUUUCCUUUUGACUUAUUAGGUUUUUACAUCCAUCAUUUCCAGUUCGGGUGAGUUUUUGCAAUAUCAAAAGGUGACAAGUCCAGUACGUACAGACAUGAAACACAUAAAAAUCCACUGUAUAAUUUAAGAAACACAUCACUGUAGGUACAGUUUAAAAUAUUCUGUUUUUAUUUGGAGAUUUAAUGCUUUUCUUCAGACUGCAGCGUUGUAAGACUAUAGGCUGAAACUGACUUAUAGUCUGUAUUUGAAUUAGCUUUUCAGUUGAAGCACUGUGAGACCAUGGCUACUACAAGAUGUAUGAAACUGUAAAUGUUAUUUAGCUACACAAGUUAGUCCAAGAACUCACACGUUUUUAAUUUAUUUUCUCCUGUUAAGUCUUUAAAGCCUUUUUUUUUUCCCUCAGCCUAUUUUUAUACGUAUAUAAAGUAUCAGAGUUAAUAGAGUUGUUUUCUCUAUUCAUGCAUGUACUAUCUAAUGAUGUGUUGUUUCACCGGUGAAAUGUCGGCGACCGUCCUGCUACAAUUCUUUUAAGUCCCAUAUUUCACACAUUUGCAUAAUUGCACUGCGUUUUAAAAAUUUGCAUAAAAGCUGGCUGGUUUAAAAAGUGAAAAGCAGCUACAACCAAGUGUGUUCCUCAGACUUUUACAAGUCUGAAAUGUGUUUCAAAAGUUAAGCAAGUUUUGGUUUUAUUACAGAGAGGCCUGCAUCAGUAUUAUGGGUUCAGAUUUUGGGACAAAUGGUAUUUGCAUGAUGCAGAGUUCACUUCAGUUCAGUCAAGACGGUGCAUUUUCUUCCGAAUGAGUUUGUCUGAAUCAUCAAUUUAUCAUUUGUACAAAUAAAAAAUUCUGUUCAACACAUAUUUUGGAGCGACUGAGCUGAGAGUGGACUGAUAACUGCCCUGAAAUUAGGUUUGCAGGAAGAGAUAACGACAUGCAAACUUGAGCUGUCUCCAAGGGUGAUUUAAAUUUGAAUGCUUGUACCCCAGUUAUAUACAACUGAUAUCAAGCAAAAUGUUCUUGAGCAUCUUAUCUUAACAUGUUUGAACAAAUGACACGCUGCCCACCAUGUCUGACCUGAGUGCUCCAGAGACAUCUAAGCAUGAAAACCCAGUUUGUUUCUAUAUUUUAAACAGGUGUCUUACAUAUUGAUGAAAUAGCAAGGUACAAUAGGAGGAAUGACAGCAGAAGAAUGGAUGACAAAAGCAAAGAUAUCAUUUUUUGUCCCUGAAUUAAACCCAUAGUUUGAACAGGGGAAUGCAUCACAGACCACCUGCAUACAGAUCACCCCUGUGCUGUUUGAUUUCAACACAGCAAAGAUAAUGUCACAGCUUAGAUGUUUCUGGAAGCUCAGCAUUCAGCUCUUGAUAUUGUUCAUGAUGUUAAUAUUUUCAUUUGUGUUUUGGCCGUCCACCUGUCUAAAACUUAUACUAUCAACCUGUAAUUUCCAUAUUUAAAUUGCUAGCAUAAAUAUAUAUAUUCUAUCAGAGUUGCCAGUAUAUCCUAUGAAUAAGAAGUCUAUAGUUUGUGAGGAUUUGAAAGUACGAUUAAACCUGGUCUCUAGUUUAGUUCCUAGCUGAUUAUCCCCCCUGAGGAGAGUUGACCUCUCCGUCUGUCCCUGUACAGCUCAACAGGCUACGAUGCAGUUUGUUUCAGGAAGUUAAAGGUUGUUAUUUUUUGUGUAAUGACAGCUUUAGCAAUAUAAUAAAAAUAUAAAUUUUG